AUGGAUCCCAGCAGUGACUACCAUUUCCUCAAUCAGAUUUUGUGGAGAAGAGUGAAACUCACAUUGGUUUGUGGCAUCUUCGAGGGCGUGCUCCAGCAUGUGGACCCUAACAAGAUUGUUGUCCUGAAGAAAGUGAAGAAUGUGGAGACAGGCCGGAGUGUUCCAGGAGUGAAGAUGUUUUUUGGGCAUGAGAUUGUGAAUGUGGAACUGCUGGAUGAAGUGGAGCAAGGUGCAGUGAGAGAAAAGGCAUCUUCUGUUAGUCUAAAUACAGAAAGAGCCAGGAUAGAUAAAAUGAAGGAUGAAGACCUAAAUGUGUGCGAGCCUGCUUCACCUGCCUCUGAGGCGCCAACUACCUCUUUGCUAAAUGACCUGAAGUAUAGUCCAUCAGAGGAAGAAGAGGUGACAUACAUAGUCAUUGAUCAGUUCCAGCAGAAGUUUGGUGCUGCAAUGCUCCAUAUCAAGAAGCAGAGUGUCCUGAGUGUGGCUGCAGAAGGAGCUAACGUGUGCCGCCAUGGGAAACUGUGUUGGCUUCAGGUGGCCACAAAUAGCCGAGUUUACUUAUUUGACAUUUUCCUUCUGGGAAGUCGAGCUUUCAACAAUGGACUUCAGAUGAUAUUAGAAGACAAGAGAAUUCUAAAGGUCAUCCAUGAUUGUCGCUGGCUUUCCGAUUGCCUCUCUCAUCAGUAUGGAAUUAUGCUAAAUAAUGUCUUUGACACACAGGUAGCAGAUGUCCUUCAGUUUUCCAUGGAAACAGGUGGCUUUCUUCCAAAUUGCAUCAGUACUCUGCAGGAAAAUUUAACUAGACACCUUAAAGUAGCCCCUAAAUAUCUCUUCUUUCUAGAAGAAAGACAAAAACUGAUUCGGGAGAAUCCAGAAGUGUGGUUCACAAGACCUCUUCCACCCUCUUUGCUGAAAAUUUUGGCCCUGGAGGCAACCUACCUGCUACCCCUUCGCUUGGUACUUAUGGAUGAGAUGAUGUCUGACCUAACUACCCUGGUGGAUGGGUACCUAAACACCUAUAGAGAAGGGUCUGCAGACCGGCUUGCAGGCAUGGAGCCUACAUGUAUGGAGCUUCCAGAGGAGCUACUUCAACUCAAGGACUUCCAGAAGGAGCGCAGAGAGAGAGCUGCAAAAGAAUAUAAGGUGAAUGCAAAGGGACUCCUAAUAAGGACUGAGCUACGCCCAAAGAAAUCAGUGGCAGAGACAACAGGAAAAGAGGAAAAAGUCAGAGGCUUCUUAUUUUGUAAAAAUUCUAGAAUAGAUAAAGCUCCAAGUUUUACAUCUCCGGAAUUUCAUGAGGAUGUGAAUUUUUUGAAAGAAGGAGCUAAACAAACAACAGUGAAGUCUCAUCUACCUCCCAUAAAGGAAGGAGAAGCCAGUGACAAUUCCAGUAACAAACUCAUUUGUCCUGAGUUAAAAGGGUUAAAGGAGCAAAGAAUAACUCAGAAAGAACACUUUAUAAUACCCAAGCAUGAGUUCCAGGCAAGUUUUUCUUUGAAAGAAGAGAUAGAACAGUUAUUGAUGGUGGAAAAUAAGGAAGAUUUCACAUGCACAAAGCAAGAAGUUUCAGUGUCUUCUUCUCUUCCUCAGGAAACCAGAGUGUCACCAGCUGAUACCUUUCAUCCUUUCAAAAAAGCUGUGAUUUCCACACUCCCUCCCUGUCCAGCUUUGGAGAAAACAGAUUCAUGGAUAAAUCCUUCUUUAAAUCUGCCUUAG
This is a messenger RNA of Marmota flaviventris (yellow-bellied marmot), 1716 nucleotides long. It is a transcript of the gene Exd1, whose product is annotated as exonuclease 3'-5' domain containing 1. Gene Ontology annotation, molecular function: nucleic acid binding; 3'-5' exonuclease activity. The record is from RefSeq and is a predicted model, not a curated record. Gene Ontology annotation, biological process: piRNA processing; nucleobase-containing compound metabolic process. NCBI's taxonomy places the organism in Eukaryota, Metazoa, Chordata, Mammalia, Rodentia, Sciuridae. Gene Ontology annotation, cellular component: PET complex.